AGGCUGGUCGUUCAGGACUACGAGUAUUUGUAAACAAAGACUUUAAAACUUAUUUACCAAUUUUUGGAUCAGAGAAUCUUGCAUUAAACAAACCAACUAGACAAACUAGUGAAUAUGGUGGUGGUAGAUUUUCUUUCAAAGCGGUCGAUGGAAAUCUCAGCACCCAUAAUCCCGACUGCUCUCAUACACAUCCUCCAACAGAUACACCCAAUUGGUUGAUGGUUGACUUAAAAGUUGAAUAUGAAAUUACAAGUAUCAAGGUCUUAAAAAGACAAGACGACGCAGUUGGUAGAUUGAGAAAUUUUACUGUUUCUGUUUGGCAAUAUGAUCCUGGUCCUCAUAUCAAAUAUAACAUGGUGGAUACUGAAUACUGUAUUUGUGUCCAUUACCCGAACACAGCAGAGAGAGGCACCUGGACAAAUUUAACAUGUACGAAAAUAUGUUUGGGAAGAUUUGUUCUGUUUGUUUUGAACAACCCAGAUUAUUUAUCAAUAUGUGAAUUAGAGAUAUUUGGUGAUAUAUACAAUGGCUGUUCAACACAGUACUUAUCUGAAAUGAAUAUAAAGAAAGUGGUAGUUUUCGGAUUAGAGAAUCUUGCAUUAAAUAAACCAACUAGACAAACUAGUGACUAUGGCGGUAGAUUGUCUUCUGAAGCUGUCGAUGGAUAUCUAAACACGGUUGCCUUCCACUGCUCUCGUACAAACAGUCCAACAGAUACACCUAAUUGGUUGGUGGUUGACUUAGAAGUUGAAUAUGAAAUUACAAGAAUCAAGGUUUUAAAUAGACAAAGCAACGGAGGUGAUAAAUUGAGAAAUUUUACUGUUUCUGUUUGGCAAUAUGAUCCUGGUCCUCAUAUCAAAUAUAACAUGGUGGAUAAUGAAAACUGUAUUUGUGUCCAUUACCCGAACACAGCAGAGAGAGGCACCUGGACAAAUUUAACAUGUACGAAAAUAUGUUUGGGAAGAUUUGUUCUGUUUGUUUUGAACAACCUAGAUUAUUUAUCAAUAUGUGAAUUAGAGAUAUUUGGUGAUAUAUACAAUGGCUGUUCAACACAGUACUUACCUGAAAUUCAUAUAAAGAAAGUGGUAGGUAAACGUUCCAGACCACCAAAUUGUACACUCUUACCAUAUGAAGUAGCCGAUGUAUAUGAGUGUAGCCAUCAAUGUUUACAGAUGAACAACUGUAUCAGUUUUAAUUAUGGCCCUAAUUUAAUCAACACUAUUAAUUGUCAAUUAGUGAGAUGUUUUUCACACCCAAAACAAGACUUUACUGUAGAUAGUGAUUGGAACUGGCGAUAUUUGUCACGUUAA
Molecule: messenger RNA, 1310 nt
Organism: Lottia gigantea (owl limpet)
Lineage: Eukaryota; Metazoa; Mollusca; Gastropoda; Lottiidae
Exons: 7
Source: RefSeq, a predicted model, not a curated record